Messenger RNA from Drosophila hydei, 1394 nucleotides. RefSeq lists its product as uncharacterized. NCBI's taxonomy places the organism in Eukaryota, Metazoa, Arthropoda, Insecta, Diptera, Drosophilidae. The record is from RefSeq and is a predicted model, not a curated record. The transcript has 3 exons. Gene Ontology annotation, molecular function: acyltransferase activity, transferring groups other than amino-acyl groups. Bases 258 to 1160 code for a protein of 300 amino acids.
ACAGUUAAUGGGAUCAAUAGGUUGCGAAGUGAACUAGAUUUUGGGCAUAAUUAAGCCAAGAUUCAUCCACAUAAAUCCACUCAAAGUGCAAACUCGAAUACGCCGUGGGAAAUGUAUUCAAAUUUUGGCUUGCCUGUGAGUCCGCUCCUGUGUCCAUCUGCCUCUGGUUUGCACGCUGAAUUAAACUACGCCAACGGGAGCUGAAGCCAGACAAUUUUAAACAUUGUAAGCGUGAUCAGCGGCGGGCAUCGGGCAAAAUGGGCGAUAAGGAUAUGGAUAUAUUGCGUCCACUCAGCGACAGCGAAGUGGAUGAGCUGAUGGCAUUGUACAGGACGAAAUAUGGAGCGCUCAACUUUCAUUAUCUACUGAUGUAUAAUCAGCGUAAAUGGGAUCGCCAGCUAGAGGUAGCGGGCGUAUCGCGAAGCGAUCAGGCUUACAUAUCGCUGCGCAAACGUUUCUUUACACAUCGCACUGGCGAUUUCCGGCAGUACGGCACGUACGUGAGCCUGCAUGAGGAUGUGGUGCAGAGUGUCUCCUUCUACAGCUGGCAAGCAGCUGGAGCGGAGCUCUUCGCCUGCCUGGAGCAGACGCGGCUCAUUCAAUGGGCCAAGGGGGCACUGCUGACCAAUGUCGAUCCAGAAUAUUGUGCACGCGUCAAAGAGAUUGCCGUAAAGAAGGGCGCCUCGGGCAUACAAUCACGUCAGUGCUACGGCAUGGUAUUGCCACAUGCUGAUGCAAAAGCGAUAACGGUGCCCGAAUUGCUAUCGGACUUUGAGCUGCGCCAGCUAACCGACGAGGAUGCCGAAGCCGUGCACGCCAUAUGGCCGAAUAAGGGCGAAGGAUCCCUGGCAUAUAUACGUGCACUGAUCAGGUUCAAUAGAACAGUGGGCGCCUGUCGCAGUGACACCGGCGAAUUGAUCGCCUGGAUAUUUCAGAAUGAUUUCUCUGGCCUGGGUAUGCUACAGGUGCUACCCAAGGCGGAGCGUCGUGGCCUUGGUGGCCUAUUGGCUGCCGUUAUGACCAAACUGAUUGCCAAAAAGGAGGAGGUGGCGCUCACCGCAUGGAUCGUGUCCAACAAUUGGCGCUCGGAAGCGUUGCUCAAACGCAUUGGCUAUAAGAAAGAAGUUGUAAACGAAUGGAUAAAGCUGUUGCCCGCAUAGUAUGCGCAACGUUGAUUGACUGACUGCCAUGGGAUUGGGAUUGGGAUUGGGUAAGGGGAUGGAUAAGCACCAAGCCGGUUCCAAGUGAAAGCCAAACGGACUGGUUUACACAGUACGUAGUAGAUAAAUGUGUUUAUUGCCUAUGUACACGGUCAACAAUUUUUAAUACGCACGCAUUGCGUGCGUUACGAUUUUGUAAAUACAUGCAGUUUUAAGGCAUAGUCAAAAUUCAAA